UUGAAACUUCGAAUGAAACAUCGUCACGCCAAAACAUAGAGAGAGAAGAUUAGAGAGAGAAACAUGAAGUUCUCUUGACAAUCAAUGUGUGAAAGACUCUCCGUAAACAUCGCUUACUCCUCUUUUUUGUAGUUUUUUUUUGGAGAAGAAUGUUAUCAAGAAUGGAUUCUAGGAAGAAAAUUGGUGAGAAGACUGGAAAUGGGAAGUUGUUGAAUGAUAUUGAAGCUAUAAGUAAAGCCCUAUAUUUGGAUAAAACCCAACCUCGGAUUUUGAUGUCUACAGCUAGUAGUCGUUCUAAGUCUGUUGGGAAAGCCCGUUUACCCGACCCCAAAUCGAAGAGCAAAGACAAUAAUGGUAGAGAUUUGUUAGACAAGGAUAGUAAUAAGAAGUCCAUAUGGAGUUGGAAGAGCUUAAAGUCCUUAACUCAUGUUAAAAACCAAAGGUUCAAUUGCUGUUUUUCGCUUCAAGUCCAUUGCAUUGAAGGGCUGCUGCCAUUUUUUGAUGACCUUAGCCUUGUCGUCCAUUGGAGGAGGCGAGAUGGUGAGUUGAUGACAUGUCCGGUUAUGGUUUGUGAAGGUAUAGCUGAGUUUGAGGAACAGUUGAAUUAUACGUGUUCUAUAUAUGGCAGUAGGAAUGGUCCCCAUCAUUCAGCAAAGUAUGAGGCAAAACAUUGCUUGUUGUAUGCUGCAGUUUAUGGCACUCCUGAACUUGACUUGGGGAAGCAUCGGGUUGACCUUACUAGGUUGCUUCCUCUUACAUUAGAAGAAUUGGAGGAUGAGAAGAGCUCGGGUAAGUGGACAACUAGUUACCGGUUGUCAGGUAAGGCUAAAGGUGCAACCAUGAAUGUUAGUUUUGGGUAUCACAUAGUUGGGAAUGGGAACACUUCUGCCAUGCUUCCGAGCCAUAGGGACGUUCAAAACUUGAGGCAGAGCAGUUCAAGUGCUACAAAACUUCUUGCACAAGCUGAGCAAAGUGAUGAGCUGAGCAUAAUAAGGCGAGCUGGAAGCCUUCCUCCUCGGUCUUCUACUUCGCAGCAGUACGCAGAAGAAGUAAAAGAUCUUCAUGAGGUUUUACCAAUGCGUAGUUCUGACCUCUCCAAAUCAGUAGAAGUUCUGUACCAGAAGCUCAAGGAAGAGAAGCUUGAAGUUUCAGAGAUUGAUGUUUCCUCUAAUACUGUUGAGAACCUCAAGCGAGAACUAUCCUUGCUAUCAGAACCUGGGAAGGGAAGUGUUGAAAACGAGUGUGAGUUUUCUGUGAUUGAGCAAGGCAUAGAACUGCCCUUGAAGGAAUUGGAGCAAAAAGAAGCUGAUUCUGUGAAAACUAUUGAUUACCCUGUGUUGGAGAGGCUUGUACCUGAUAGUACUGUGAAGAUGCCCAUUGAAGAGGAGGCACAACCUGAACUAUUGGACAAGGGUCUUGACAGUGCAAAUGAACUACUUCCGGUGAGUGCAAGCAAUUUUGAGACAGAAGAAUCAAUUAUGAAAGAAUUGGAGUCUGCAUUAAACAAUGUCUCUGACUUAGCAAACGAGGGAUUAGAUUCUCAAGAACAUGACAAUGAAGUUAUAAAUCAUGAUAGUUACUUGGACGCUAAAGCGAAUUAUAAAGAGCUUAGGAAGGGAAAAUCCCUCAGCAUGGAUUACGUUACUGAAUCCGUGGCUAGUGAUUUCCUGGAUAUGCUAGGGAUUGAGCAUAGUCCAUUUGGCCCAAGUUCCGAGAGCGAGCCUGAUUCCCCAAGAGAACGAUUAUUGAGGCAAUUUGAGAAGGACACUCUGGCUAAUGGCUGUUCUUUGUUUAACCUUGAUAUGGGCAUUGAAGAAUUUGCUUCUGAUGCUCCAAGUGGAUCUCAAUGGACAAGCAUCUCCGAGGAAUUUGGUUAUUCAUCUGCCGAACUGUCAUAUGAAGAGAUGCCCAGGAUAGAAAUUGAGGCAAUGAGUAACAAAACAAGGGCUUCCACAUUGGAGGACUUAGAGACGGAGGCUUUGAUGCGUGAAUGGGGCUUGAACGAGAAGUCAUUUCAAUAUUCUUCAAGUGGUUUUGGCAGCCCAAUUCAUAUGCCUCCUGAAGACCCUUACCAAUUGCCUCCUCUUGGAGAAGGCUUAGGACCCUUGGUACAGACUGAAAAUGGAGGAUUUUUGAAGUCAAUGAAUCCUGCAGUUUUCAAGAAUGCUAAGGGUGGAGGGAAUUUAAUUAUGCAGGUAUCCAGUCCAGUGGUGGUGCCUGCGGAAAUGGGUUCUGGUAUAAUGGACAUACUGCAGCAUUUGGCCUCCAUUGGAAUGGAAAAGCUCUCCAUGCAGGCAAGUAAAUUAAUGCCUUUGGAAGAUAUAACUGGUAAGACAAUGGAACAAAUAGCCUGGGGAAAUGCACCGAGCUUAGAAGGACCUGAAAGACAAGAUCUAUUGCAUCAUGAAUUUGAGUUUGGGCAAAACAUGGCCAGUGGUCGGAGUAAAAAGGGAAAAUCACACGGACCAAUGCCAAGUAAGUUGGAAUCAAGUUCUACUAGGACUCACAUGGACGCUGAAUAUGUAUCCUUAGAAGACCUUGCUCCUUUGGCAAUGGAUAAAAUUGAAGCCCUUUCAAUUGAGGGUUUGAGAAUACAGUCGGGCAUGUCAGAUGAGGAUGCACCUUCAAACAUCAGCACUCAAUCCAUCGGUGAGUUUUCAGCCUUUGAGGGACAAAAGAUCAAUUUUGGUGGAGCUGUAGGUUUGGAAGGGGCGGGUGGAUUGCAGCUUCUGGACAUUAAAGACAAUGGUGAUGAAGUUGAUGGGCUUAUGGGCUUAUCUCUAACACUUGAUGAAUGGAUGAGGUUGGACUCGGGAGAAAUAUAUGAUGAAGAUGAGAUUAGCGAGCGAACCUCUAAACUGCUAGCAGCUCAUCAUGCUAUCAGCACAGACAUGUUUCGGGGCAGGUCGAAGGGAGAGAAGAGACGUGGAAAAGGUAAGAAGUGUGGUUUGUUGGGAAACAACUUUACUGUGGCACUAAUGGUGCAGCUCCGUGAUCCUUUACGGAAUUAUGAGCCGGUUGGUACACCUAUGCUUGCACUUGUUCAGGUAGAGAGAGUGUUUGUACCACCUAAACCUAAGAUAUACAGCACAGUUUCUGAAGUUAGAAACAACUAUGAAGGUGAUGAUGAUAAUGAAUCUGAGCCUCCUAAGAAGGACCUGAAUGUGGACAUCAAAGAAGAGAAUAUCACCACCGAGGUUGAACAAAUACCACAGUACAAAAUAACCGAAGUGCAUGUUGCAGGUUUGAAGACAGAUCAAGGUAAAAAGAAAUUAUGGGGUUCCACAACUCAAGAACAGUCUGGCUCUCGUUGGUUGCUUGCUAAUGGAAUGGGAAAGAAAAAUAAACAUCCAUUAAUGAAGUCAAAGGCUGCUAACAAAUCUUCAAAGGCAGCUGCUUCAUCAGCAACAACUACAGUGCAGCCUGGUGAUACACUAUGGAGUAUAUCUUCUAGGGUUCAUGGUACAGGCGCUAAAUGGAAGGAAAUAGCAGCACUAAAUCCACAUAUCCGAAAUCCAAAUGUUAUAUUGCCGAAUGAAACAAUCCGAUUGAAGUAGUGGUUCAAACUGGGUGAUUCACUAGGGCAAUGAAAUUUUGGAAGCAGCCACCAAAUUAUGGUGAAAAAACUGGGCAAUACAUGCUGAACCAGUAUAUUUUUGUGCAAUGUCAAUGUCAUGUCAAGGGAUGUGCUCUUCUGUUCUUGAAGUAUUCUCUUCUGUAAAUGUGCUUUAUUUGUACAAUGUUUGGCAAUCGUUGCUGUAGUUGUCAUGGGAAACAUUGUUUUCCUCUUCAUAACUUAAUGAAAAAAAUGUACACUCUUGUGACGCCU
Molecule: messenger RNA, 3829 nt
Organism: Nicotiana attenuata
Lineage: Eukaryota; Viridiplantae; Streptophyta; Magnoliopsida; Solanales; Solanaceae
Product: protein PLASTID MOVEMENT IMPAIRED 1-RELATED 1-like
Exons: 3
Coding region: 150-3557 (1135 amino acids)
Source: RefSeq, a predicted model, not a curated record